GAGCAGGGGUGAGAUGCUGGUAUUGCUUCGAGCCGUGUGUACUUGAACGCCGCGCUAUUGUUUCACCCGCACCCAAGUCGUCCCACAGACAAUUAUUUAUUACACAUUUUAAUUUGCAUUGCACGCGUGCUGCUGCGGUUAGUAAGUCGCGCUCGUUACUACUCUUUUAUACUCGUUUCUCUGGCACAGUGAGUUAAGUGAGUGAUCGAGUGGGUGUUUCAACUGAACGGCGGCGGGCGACAAUCGUCGUUCCAAUUCCAAGCCAGGCAUGACGACCAGUCUGGGCCAACAAUUAUGGAACAGAGUCGCCGAGAGGGCACGCAGGUCCUUGAGCACAUCAGAGGAGCCUGGACAGCGUUUGUUGGAGGAGCUGCGCCGAGAUGAGGGCAGCGACCUGCAGUCCCGAUGGGACCCUGAGCUAUGCAUUAAUAUGAUCAGGGUUCCCCUGACCACCAACUACGCUGCCCUAAGGAAACUGCUCAAAGUCGUCAGCAGAGAAUGGUUGGUGGAGUUUGUGGAGCGAGGUGGUUUGGGCGUUUUGCUGGAGGCGUUGGAACGGCUGGGUAGCUGCCCCGGACCUCCCGAAGGCCCCCGCGGCUUGCUGGGAAUGGACAGGACCAUUUCGCAGUUACGCGUGGUCGAAUGCAUCCGCGAAGUGAUGAACUCGGCCGCCGGUCUGACCUUCCUGUUGGACCACUCCGAGUACGUCCACCAAUUAGUCAACGCCCUGGGGUCGCAGAACACGACUGUCAAAAUGCAGGUGUUCGAGUUGCUCUGCGCCUUGUGCCUCUUCUCCACCAAAGGACACACACUCGCACUAGACUCGCUCUUUUUCUACACGACGAGUCAAGGAAUGCGGUACAGAUUUCAGCCCUUGGUUUCUGAGCUUAGGGGGUGCGAAAGUGACCGCUACAGGGCGACGAUCGUGGCGUUUGCCAAUUGCCUAAUUCAAGGGGCAGACUCGCUCAUCAACCGGGUCAAACUCAGGAACGAGCUCAUUGGAGUAAGUUUUGAGGCCGAGAUAGCAUUGCUGAGGGCGCGAGAGACGGAGCCAGAGUUGAGUGUUCAGAUAAAUGCUUUUGAGGAAAGUAAAGAAAUGGACGAGGAGCAGAUGAUUCAGUCCGAGGAAAUGAUGUCUCUAUCUCACCACCAACUCUUUCACACUUUGUUUGAAAAAGUUGUAGGAACUCCCCAGGCAUUCCGACUUCAUUCUGUGCUUUUAAAUUUAGCCCAAGUGGACACUGCAAGUAGGAAAAGUGACCUUAUGUGGGAAUUGCUUGAGGAAGUUUCCUCCAGAUCGUUGGACGGAUCCCUGCACUGGGCUCAGCGGCGAAUGAGUCGACUGCCCUCUCAAGCAAAAAACGCCAGCUCGCAAACCCCGAGGGCGCGCGGUGCCCGUCGGUGGAACAUCCGAGCGCCCUGCCGCUCUUCCGCCACUCAAACCAGCAGUUCGACGAAAACUGACACGGUCGAAGAGCCUCAGAGAAAAACGUCCUCCACCCAAACCCCUGUGAGUGAAGAGGCGGUCGACUGCUCCACCCAAACCGCCGCCUCCACUCCUCCGGAGGAUCUGGCAACCCCUCCCGUCAGCCCUCCACCCCCGCCGCCUCCGAUGCCCAUGGACGUGGCUCCAACACCUCCGCCUCCACCACCAAUGCAACUACCUCCCCCGCCUCCACCACCGCCGCCUCCAGGUGCAGCAGGAGGACCCCCACCUCCACCACCCUUCCAGGGAACAGGAGGGCCUCCACCGCCCCCGGCUAUGAGCAUGGCCGAGUACUUUGCAUCCCCUACCAGACAUUCCCUUCCGGCCACCCUUCCCUCAGGUUGGUGCCCUGACGCCGAGUUGCAGAGGCACAACUCAUUGCCACCUUCGAAGAAAAGGCUGAAAACUCUCAACUGGACCAAAAUACCUGCCAAUAAAAAUUUCGAGGACACAGUUUGGAAUACAGUUGGUUCUCAGCCGCCGAGUGUGGCAGUGGAUUUCCAACAAAUGGAAGAACUCUUUUGCCAACGGACAAAUUCUCCCGAAGCCCCGACCGCAGCUCCGCUUUCGCCCAAAUCGCCCAUCCAAGAUGUCCACGUCGUAAAUGUCCUGGACUCUAAGAGAAGUUUAGGUGUCAAUAUUUUGUUGAGGCAGUUCAGGGAUUUGGGUGUCGAAGGGUUAUUGGCUGCCAUUCAGGAAGGCAACGGCCGAAUCCUGGGUGCGGACAAACUGAGGGGCCUGUUGAGACUUUUGCCAGAACCAGACGAACUGGCAAUGAUAAAGGCGCAUCAGUUGGAUGAAAAAAUGCGGUUGGGCGAUGCUGAAAGUUUCUACCUGCAGCUUAACGAGGUCCCGAGCUUUGCCUUGCGUAUACGGGCCAUGCUUCAAAGAGAAGAGUUCAGGCCAACUGUGAAGGAGCUGCGACCACAACUCAGUGCAGUGCUCAAAGCAUGUGCAACCCUCGUGGACAACUCGUCACUUCGAGAUUUCUUGGCCUUAAUUCUUCACAUAGGGAACAUGUUGAAUGCUGGUAGCUACGCAGGAAAUGCUGUUGGUUUUAAACUGAGCACUCUGCCGAGACUUCUUGAGACUCGAGCCAACAAGCCGAGAAUGACUUUCCUCCACUUCGCCGUCGACCUUGCGAGUAAACAGCCCGGAUGCCUCGAUUUUGUUUCUGAAUUGGACGUGGUGCAUGAGGCAGCAAGGGUACCUCUUGAAUUAAUGGAGGAGGAGGUCCGAGCCUUGAGCUCAGGUGUGCAGCGGCUUGAUAAGCAAAUCCAGCACGCGCCGGAUGACAUUAAAAUACAAUUUUCUGAUUUUUUGAGCGGAGCAUUAACAGCUUCAGAGGAGCUCGGCCAACAUAUGGAGGCGAUAAAAGCAGCCAGCACAAGGUUGGCGCGUCAUUUUUGCGAAGACGAAGAAAAAUUUCAACUGAACGAGUGCUUUUCACUUUUCUCUGAUUUUCUAGUUAAAACUCAAAACACUAUUAAGGAGAACGAGCAGAGGCGAGUUCAAGAAGCAAGAGUGACGACCAUGAGGCAACAGUCCCCAGCUCCGAGCAGAGGAAUCACAAUGAAAAGAACAAGGAGAGGCAGAGGCACUUCAACAGACUCCUCAGACGGCGAGGAUUCCUGCGUGGUCGACAAACUCAUGCAAGAGAUACGAAGCGGCACUUUUAAGCUUCGACGAUGCAUGCCAGCCUAAUGAUUUUUUAAUAUUUGAUGUAUUUAUCAUUUAUGAGCAGUAUAGGCAUUGCAUGGCAGAUUAAGUUUUUUUUUAAAGUGACAUGUUUAAUUUUUGCAUUUAAUAUAUUUUCUGGAUAUAUAAUUAUUUUCAAAGUCAGGAUAAUACCUAAUAUUUUGUGUCCUUCUAAUUAAAAUCAGUAAUUUAUAAACCUUCUGCACUUGUAUUUUGUGAUUAAAUUGCCAUUUGAAUAUUGCAAAUCCACUGACUAGACUCUUCAGAACCAUAUAAUCAACUUAAUUUUUAAUUCAACCAAUGUUCUCUCAGGAAUUAUAAAUUUAAGGCUACGGGAUUGGGCGUCUGCGUAUUUUUGUAAUUCAAAAAUUUUGCUGUUAAAAAAGUUGUAAUUUAAAUUUUAAUACCAAAAAUAACAUAAUUUUGAAAAUUUACUCUAA
Neocloeon triangulifer is the source of this 3624-nucleotide messenger RNA. RefSeq names its product inverted formin-2-like. Bases 269 to 3190 code for a protein of 973 amino acids. Gene Ontology annotation, molecular function: actin binding; small GTPase binding. Gene Ontology annotation, biological process: actin cytoskeleton organization. The record is from RefSeq and is a predicted model, not a curated record. The transcript is spliced from 16 exons. Lineage: Eukaryota; Metazoa; Arthropoda; Insecta; Ephemeroptera; Baetidae.